GGUUUUCAUUAAUUGUGAACUUUCGCUACAUGCAGACUGGUUGAUUCCAACUGUGUUCAUUACCUUUAUUAAAACCUCGAGACGAAGGUUUUUAAAAAAUUUGUAUGAUAAUUUAAAAAGGUUGCAACACUGCUUUAAAAUGGGAUUUCAUUUUCAUUUUGCUAUUUUGCCCCUCAUUUUAACAACUAUAAUAGCUCCUUUUUAUAUUGAGGCUGAACAAAUAAUUACGAAGGAUGAAGCUACCAAUGUUGGUGAAAUACGAAUUUUCAAACGUCUUAUUCCUGCUGAUGUUUUGAGAGAUUUUCCGGCGAUGUGCUUUGCUUCCACUCGUUGCGCUACUGUUGAGCCAGGAAAGUCCUGGGACUUGACUCCUUUCUGCGGGCGAUCUACAUGCGUACAAAAUGAGGAAAAUGAAGCCAAGCUUUUGGAACUCGUUGAAGACUGCGGCCCAUUGCCACUCGCGAACGACAAAUGUAAAUUGGACACUGAAAAGACAAAUAAAACCGCUUCGUUUCCUUAUUGCUGCCCUAUCUUCACAUGUGAUCCUGGUGUUAAAUUGGAAUACCCUGAAAUUGUAAAGGACAAUGACAAAAAAAACGUUGAGUGAUUUAUUUGGUUGGCUUAACCCUAAAGAACUGUAUGACAAUACAAUAAAUAUAUUUGUUGCUUUAGUAAAAAAAACA
This is a messenger RNA of Drosophila takahashii, 683 nucleotides long. RefSeq lists its product as uncharacterized. NCBI's taxonomy places the organism in Eukaryota, Metazoa, Arthropoda, Insecta, Diptera, Drosophilidae. The record is from RefSeq and is a predicted model, not a curated record.